Molecule: messenger RNA, 7877 nt
Organism: Bombina bombina (fire-bellied toad)
Lineage: Eukaryota; Metazoa; Chordata; Amphibia; Anura; Bombinatoridae
Gene: MICU3
Product: mitochondrial calcium uptake family member 3
Exons: 15
Coding region: 46-1581 (511 amino acids)
Biological process (GO): mitochondrial calcium ion homeostasis; calcium import into the mitochondrion
Cellular component (GO): uniplex complex
Molecular function (GO): calcium ion binding
Source: RefSeq, a predicted model, not a curated record
CCACCUCCCUCCUCCUAUUUUCGCUGUCACUUCAUUUCUCCCCUUAUGGCAGCUCUCCGCAGGAUACUACGGGCUCUCAGAGCCCCCCAUCAGCCCUGGUCUGGGGACCAUCACCGCACAGCCUCUACAUAUCCCCCUGAGAAUACCGUGCCCCCGGGCCGGAGUUCCGUGCUGCUGCUGGUGUCCGGGGCUGCAGGGGCUGCUCUCGCUUGCUAUGUCACCUAUCGCAAACACAGUGCGCAACGGUGGGGUGAAACACUUUAUCGCGACAUGGCAUCCAAAGAUAGUUGCAGCGACAUAGCUGACAGAGGGUCGCAGGCCCGCAGGGGGACAAGCAUCCUUCUACCUGUCAUCGCUGCCAAGGAAACGAGUUCAUCAGAAAGACCAGAUCUAGAAGAUUUAGACAUGUAUGCAACUUCUCGGGAGCAACGGUUUCGCAUUUAUGCAUCCUUAGAAUAUGAAGGACAGUUAUAUAUGACCCCAAUAGAUUUCCUAGAGUCUGUUACAACUGAUGAACCAAAAAGUCCUAAACAAUGGAAGACAAUUUCAAAACAGGAUUUGAAUCAGAUGCUUUUAGAUACACCACCAGUUUGGAAAGGAUCUUCAAGAUUUUUCAGAACCCUUGGAGAUGAAGGAAUGAUUUCCUACACAGAAUACCUCUUCCUGCUCUGCAUUUUGACAAAACCUCAUGCUGGAUUUAAAAUAGCAUUCAACAUGUUUGACACUGAUGGAAAUCAAAUGGUGGACAGAGAAGAGUUCUUGGUGCUGCAAGAGAUAUUCAGAAAGAAAAAUGAAAAGAAGGAAAGAAAGGGAGACGAGCAGAAAUGUGCACAACUGCGUCUUCAACUUUAUGGGUACCUUGCAACAACUAACGGUGUACUUAAAACAGAUGAACAAGAAUUUGCUUCCAGAAGCUAUUGGGAUACACUAAGGCGUAGCACAAGCCAAGCACUCUUUUCAGACCUUGCAGAGGGAACUGACGAACUAACAACUGCAAUGAUUCAUACUACCCUUCUUGUGCACUUUUUUGGAAAGAAGGGAAAGGCAGAACUUAACUUUGAGGAUUUUUAUAGGUUCAUGGAUAAUCUCCAAACUGAAGUUCUAGAGAUUGAGUUCCUAUCGUACUCUAAAGGAAUGAGCACAAUUAGUGAAGAAGACUUUGCUCACAUACUUUUACGGUACACAAAUGUAGAGAACACUUCAAGCUACUUGGAAAACGUACAUUUCCGAAUUCCAGAGGAAAAGGGAAUCUCAUUUGAUGAAUUUAGAUCUUUCUUCCAGUUUCUGAAUAACCUGGAAGAUUUUGCGAUUGCAAUGCAAAUGUAUAACUUUGCAAGUCGAUCUAUUGGCCAAGAUGAGUUCAAGCGUGCUGUGUACGUAGCUACAGGUCUGAAACUGUCUCCACAUUUGGUUAACACAGUGUUCAAGAUCUUUGAUGUUGACAAAGAUGAUCAAUUAAGUUAUAAAGAAUUUAUUGGCAUUAUGAAAGACCGUCUGCACAGAGGGUUCAGGGGCUACAGGACUGUACAGAGAUAUACCACUUUUAAAGCCUGUCUGAAGAAGCAGCUCCGCACCAGAUAAGAGGUCCCAAAACAUGGCUUGAAUGACUACUACAGGUGUGUGACAUCAGUCACCAGAAAGCAUCUGCGAGAGUACUUCAGGACUUUGCGAAGCAGAGAUAUGUUGAGAUAAUAACACAGCUGCAAGGAUUAUUUUUCUUUUAACUUGUUUGAAAAGCAUGAACACAGACAGACAAUGGCUUAGAUUCACUAAACCUCUGUGUAUCACCUGGUUCAUUGAGGAACAGUUUUGUAAGAACCUCUCUGAGCAACUUUACACCUAAACCGCAGGUAUCCAAUAAGAUCCCUAGUUAUUAUAAUAGGAAUAAAGCCAUGUAUGCCCAAAAUAUCAAAUCCUAUAAAAUAACCUCAAUACAUACAAGAUUAUCUCUGUAAGUAUUUUGCUGUUCUGCAUAUGUCUCGGGCCUUAGUGAAUUGCAAUAUCAAAUUUUUCUAAAUAUACCUACUAUAAAUAUAAGGCAAUAUUAUGAUUUGCAAGUAUUGAGUCUAUUUCAAUCUACUACUCCAAUGGAGUUUUCCUGGUUUUUGAAUUGAAAGCCAUUCCAGUUUAUAAGAAAACACAUUUUUGAAAUUAUUUCUCCUGACUUUAUACCAUGUUAACCUCUUGAAAUGCUUUGCAUUGAGAACUCUUCCCAACGGUACUCCAAUCGAUCAGGUUUUUAUUUAGCCAUGCAAAAGGAGGCCCAAAACACCUGGGUCAAAUUUGACAUUUUUGUAUGGCAAACUCCAGUAGAUUGGAAUGGGGACCAUUAAGAGCUAGGCCUUAAGGGAGUUUGAGGGGAAAAAGCCCUCAGAUAUCCCCUUAUCUUUCUAAUUUUACCUCAGCUUUAGAGUUUACUAAAUCUAAGCCACGCAGAGUCACAUUCACUCAUUAUAUUUAAGUUUUACAAUAUUUAUUUUUUAUUACACGUUUUUAAACAAUGAUCUUGAUUCUAAGAAUAAAAAAAGGAGUAAGAGACAUGCACGCGUUUAUUUUUAAAUAAAAUGUAUUCUUAAAUAUUGUGUUGAGGAAUAUAUAUAUAUAUAUAUAUAUAUAUAUAUAUAUAUAUAUAGUAACUAAGUCAUAGCACUCACAGGAUUUACAAUUAAAAGCAUGCUUAUUAGUGAAGUUCUGGGUUUAUACUGAAUCCCCUGAGUGCUUGGACAUGCUUUGCUUAGGUUGUUGACCCACAGAUGAGGCACUCACAGCUUCUUUUGAUUUUAUAUAUAUAUAUAAUUAUUUUCUAAUGUUACAUUUUUAACUUAGCAUAAAAGUUCAAAGGGGUUCAUAGUUCCAUUUGUAAGGCCUUCGCACUAUCAGACAUUCUUGAUCGUUGAGUGCAUUUUAAACAGAUUCUAAUUUUUUUAUUACUAAAAAUAUUUAAAAUAAGAUAUGUAUGUCUUUUAGGAUAUAUGUAAGCUUUUGCACUGAAAUUAGGUGCUUUAGUAUUAAAACUCCCCUAGUAAAGGGCAAACUUCCAAUUUGCCAAAUGAUCAAAAUUACUUUCUGCACCAGUUUUCAGAAACGCCACAUUUAAUUUGUAAAGUGGUUUCAGAAGAGCUUGAAGGGGCAUGAAACCUACAUUUUCAUGAUUCAUAUAGAGCAUACAAUUUUAAAUAACUUUCCAAUUUACUUCUAUAAUUAAAUUUACUUUGUCUUCUUGUUAUCCUUUUUUUAAGGUGCAGCAAUGCACUACUUGGAGCUCUCUGAUCACAUUGAUUGAGCCAAUGACAAGAGGUAAAUAUGUGCAGCCACAAAUCAAUAGCUCCCACUAAUACAUUGUGGCUCCUGGGCCUAUCUAGGUAUUCUUUUCCACAAAGGAUACCAAGAGAAUGAAACAAAUGUGUUCAAAGAAGUAAAUUGGAAAGUUGUUCAACCCCUUAACAACCAGUGCCCUACCCUGUACGGAGCUGGUCGUUUAACCCUUAAGGACAAGCACUGUAUCCUGUAUGGCGCUUCUGUCCUGGUCUCUUUCUGCAGCAAGCUCGCUGACAGCAGCAAGAUUGCGCUAUUUCUGCAUGCCUCACAAGUGGGGCAAUGCAGAAAUAUCAGGGCAGAAUAUUACCGAUGCAGAGAGGGACACUCUGCAGAGCAACGCAACACUGCAAAAAAACAUUUCCAGAGGGAGGCAGGGAGAGAGAGGGACCUACCGAAAAUGUGUUGAGAGAGGGGGUCCUACAGAAUUGCUUGGAGGGUGUGGGGGGCUACUACACUACAGAAUUAAAAAAUAAAAAAGUACCUAAUAUGGCAGAUACUAGUUAGAGGGGGGAUGGUUAGAGAGCUGUUUAGGAGGGAUCAGGUAAAGAUCAGGGGGUGGGAGGUAUCAGGUGUGAGGGUAAUCUCUACACUAUAGCUAAACUUAACCUUAUAAACUACCUAAUUAACCCCUUCACUGCCAGGAUUUUCUGAAGUGUGGUACGCAGCUGCAAUUAGCAGCCUUCUAAUUCCGAAAAGACAAAGCCAUGCAUGUCAGUUAUUUCUAAACAAAGGGGAUCCGAGAAAAGCUUUUACAACCAUUUUUGUUAUAACGGCAUACGUGAUAUGUAAAUGAUUUCAGUGAGAACCCCUAAGUUUGUGAAAAAGUUAACACUUUUUUUUUUAAUUUGAUUACAUUUGGCAACAAAAUGGUGGCAGGAAUUAUAACAAAAUGGGCCUAGAUCAAUACAUUGGGUUGUCUACUAAAAUAUAUAAAUAUAAUUUUGAGUAAAUAAAUAAAAUGUUUAAAUGAAGUGAUAGCAACAUUGAUAAAAAUGCUCUGGUCUUUUGAGUAAGUUUUUGUCUGAAAUUCCUGGUCCUUAAGGGGUUAAAAUUGUAUGCUCUAUCUGAAUCAUAUAAUAAUCAUGAAGGAAACAUUUGGGUUUUAUGUCCUAUUAUUGCAUUGCUUCAUGUUAAUGUAUUUAAUUUCUUUUUUGUUUCAUUUACCUAUAUAUUAGAGUGUUUCAAUCAAAUAUGAGAGUACUUUAGAUUUUUCAAUAUAAAGGAAAAAGAAAGUCUUAAUUGCAAUUGUCUUAAUAUAUUAUUUAUUAUUACAUUAUUUAAAUGUUUUAGCAAUAUAGAGCAUAUAUUUCUGUAGUUCAGAUGAAAACAAAGAGCAUUUGAUAGGAAUUAUAGCAAAAAGGUUAAGGGUUACAACUUAUACAGACCUCUGUUGAUAAGUCUUAUUUACAGAUUUGCAUUCCUUUUUGUUCACUUAACAUAUUCCAUGUUUUAGUCUCAUAGAAAAACAAGGAUAAUGACAUAAGAAUAUGGUGUGUUUGCUUGGAUUGAAUACAGGUGAUUCAUUCCAUAAAUGACCUGCUUUCAUUUUAAACUGAACAAAUUGAUUAAUGUUGAAUGUAUUCAAGGCAGUUCCUAGAUUGCUUCUUAUAUAUGGUAAAUUGGGAUCAUCUCCUGCAGUCAUUAAAAUGUAGAUUUGUCAAAAAGAGCUAAAUUCCAAAAAUGAAAUUAGUAAAUAAAUUUAAUGGAACGCUGCAGUAUAAAGUUUUGUUUUACCUUAAUGUAUUCAAAAUGAUUUAUACCUGCAGGAUAUUGAUCCCUCAUGUUUAUUUUUGUAUUUAAAAUAGCUGGUCUUGCUCAUUUAAACCAUCACCUUUAGUUCUUAAAGACAUGCCCAUAUAAUUAGGCUGAGCCUGCAGGUAAAGAAGACCUUCUUAUGUUAUCUCUGUUUAUAACUCUUCUAAUUAAAGCUGGGAGUUCAAUGAGCACAACCAGCUAUUUCAAAUACAAAGCUCUAUCUCUCCUACACCCCCUGCUGGCAAGUUAAUUAGUGCUAUUGACUCCUGUUUAUGUAGCUUUUCUACAUCUGUAUUCAUUUACAUAUAUUUUCAAUAUAUGCCUAGAUUACAAGUGCACUCAAGGUAAAACAUUAGUGCUCCUAGGUUAGCACUGGCAUUAUAAGUUGAAAGUAAAAAGUUAAUGCACAAGCAAAAGACUCAGGCUCGCUAACUUCAGUACUUUAGAUAUCGCGACAGCACUAACUCCAUCUCUCCAUAGACUUUGACGGGGUGCACUAAAAAAGUUUCUUUUUAUUGCUCACCACUGCGCUACCCAGGUGCUGAACCAAAAAUGGUGCGGCUCCUAAGCUUACAUUCCUGAUUUUCAAAUAAAGAUACCAAGAAAACAAAGAAAAAAGGAUAAUAGGAAUAAAUUAGAAAGUUGCUUAAAAUUGCAUGCACUAUCUGAGUCAUGAAAGAAAAAAAUGAGGGUUUCAUAUAGUAAGUAGAGUUCUGGUAAUCUGCCAUAUUGCAUGGUAGAUACUUUUAAUAUUCCAAUAUAAACCUUGUAUAAGAUUCAUCCAACCGUAAGUAGCAAAAUACCCAAAACAAAUAGUUUUAUCAAAUUAAAAAUGACAAAAUUCACCUCAAAUAGAGCUAGAAGUAUUAAUAUUGAAAAGAAAUUAAAAUUAAAUCAUCUUUGCAGGGUUUUUUAAGCACUUGUUGUGGACCUAUAAUAUAUUCACUGAUACGAAAGGCUUUCAUAUAUGAACAUGCACUCCAACAUUACAUGCAUUUACAAUUUAUAAUAUAGGAUUAGCUCUCACAUGUGUAAGACGGCCAGUUAUAAGGUCUGCUAUUCUUAAGGCUGUGACACACUGAAAGCGAUGCGGCGCGAGGCGAUGCAGCUGCUUCGCACCACGUUGUAUCGCUUCUGAAGUUCAAUUAUUUCAUCUCUGAGCGCUCAGCUACGCAGCCUGGCGCAGCAGAGUGCUCAGAGAUGAAAAGGCAGGACACACUGAGCGCGCACAGCCGCAUCUACACGCUGCGCACCGCUCCGCUUGCAGUGUGUCACAGCCUUUAUACUUUAAUAUAGGUAAACAAACAUAGGCACACAUAUAUAAGUAUACAUAUAUAGGUGUACAUGUGUGGGUAUACAUACACAGGUAUACAAACAUAGGUGUGCAUAUACUGGUAUAUUUGGGUAUUGGUAAAUAUGUGCAGUAAUUCUCUUGAUGUUUGGCUCAUCUAUUUGACAUUUCAAGUAAGGUAUUUGGCUAAUAUUUUGAAGAUUUGUUUUGUUUUUCCAUUAAUCAUAUGAAUGGUUGCUAAUUUCAAACCAUUGUUAGCAAUAAUAAAGCCAUAUCAAUGAGUAGUGUUUAUAUACGUUGUCUGGCUUCCUUAAAGGGACAUUAAAGUCAAAAUUAAACUUUCACGAUUCAGAAAGAGCAUGCAACUUUAUAUUGUACUCCUAUUAUCAAUUUUUCUUCCUUGUCUUGGUAUCUUUAUUUGAAAAGCAGGAAUGUAUGCUUAGCAGCAGGACUAUUUUUGGUUCAGAACCUGGGUUGCACUUGCUGAUUGGUGGCUAAAUGUAGCCACCAAUCAGCAAACACCAGCAAGGGUGCUGAACCAAAAAUGGGCCGGCUCCUAAGCUUACAUUCCUGCUUUUUCAAAAAAAGUUACCAAGAGAAGGAAAAAAAUGAUCAUAGGAAUAAAUUAGAACGUUUCUUAAAAUUGCAUGCUCUAUCUGAAUCAUGAAAGAAAUAAUUUGGGUUUAAUAUCCCUUUAAGAAGUCAAAAAAUAUUAUAAUUUGCCUGGUAUAUCUCAUCUCCAGACUCUUCAUACAAAAAUAUGCUGAGAUCAAUUAGUGCUACCUGCUUUUAUGGCAAUAGUGUUUUUGGAUAGCACAUCAGUGCCAUAAAAAUACAUUUCUAUAAAAACUAGAGCUCCCUCUGGAGGAGAGAAAUGUUUUGAUCAUUAAAGGGACACUGAACACAAAUUUUUUUCUUUCUUGAUUCAGGUAAAGAAUGAAAUUUCAAGCAACUUUCUAAUUUACUCCUAUUAUCAAAUUUUCUUUAUUCUCUUGGUAUCUUGGAAUGUAAGUUUAGAUUCCGGCCCAUUUUUGGUGAACAACCUGGGUUGUCCUUGCUGCUUGGUGGAUACAUUCAUCCACCAAUGAAAAAGUGCUAUCUAGAGUUCUGAACCCUAAAAAAAAGCUUAGAUGCCUUCUUUUUCAAAUAAAGAUAGCAAGAGAACAAAGAAAAAUUGAUAAUAGGAGUAAAUUCGAAAGUUGCUUAAAAUUGCAUGCUCUAUCUGAAUCACUAAAGAAAAAAAUUGGGUUCAGUGUCCCUUUAAUAUUGUGCUGGAAAUACCAGUAAGAGCAAUUAAAACAUAUAAUGCAUCUCAGCAACUUUACUGUAUUGUGGGAAAAAUGUAUAUCUAUCAACCAAAGUAAGGAUGUGAUUUUAUUUGAAUGGAAUUGAUGCACUACAUAUGCUUUUUAUUUUGUUUCAGUAUACUGCAUGCCAUAUAGUAAAAUGAAUAAACUAGUAACUGCAUUGUGUUCACUUUAAAUAAGCAAAUAAAAUACAUUUUUGAAUAAUU